This is a messenger RNA of Wasmannia auropunctata (little fire ant), 484 nucleotides long. Its product is annotated as stearoyl-CoA desaturase 5-like. Gene Ontology annotation, cellular component: endoplasmic reticulum membrane. Gene Ontology annotation, molecular function: stearoyl-CoA 9-desaturase activity; iron ion binding. The record is from RefSeq and is a predicted model, not a curated record. The transcript has 3 exons. The annotation marks the transcript as partial. Gene Ontology annotation, biological process: unsaturated fatty acid biosynthetic process. NCBI's taxonomy places the organism in Eukaryota, Metazoa, Arthropoda, Insecta, Hymenoptera, Formicidae.
UUUCAGACCAUUGCUUUUCAAGAUGACAUUUACCAGUGGGCCAGAGAUCACCGCGUGCACCACAAAUUCACCGACACCGACGCGGAUCCGUAUAACGUGAGCAGAGGAUUUUUCUUCUCGCACAUAGGUUGGCUUCUGGUACGUAAGCAUCCUGAUGUUACGCUCAAAGGUGCAACGGUCGAUUGCAGUGAUCUCAAGCAAGAUCCAUUCGUGGUGUUUCAAAAAAAGUGGUAUCUGUAUAUGAUGUUGCCUUGCUCUUUUAUUAUACCAGCAUUAGUACCUUGGUGGUUGUGGGAUGAGAGUUUGUGGCAUUCGUGGCAUCUUGCAAUCUUUAGAUAUUGCAUAAACCUGAAUGCUACUUGGUCGGUGAAUUCCGUGGCUCACAUAUGGGGUAUGAAACCAUAUGACAAGUACGUACUCGUAUUAUUUUUGAGUUAUCAAAUAUACAUGUGUCUGCGUUUAUACAGGGUGUCUCCGAUCACCU